ACGCGUUUGGAGUACAGGAGCUUGAACCAACCCGUCGUCAGGGUUAUCAUAGAGUCCAGGGUUGUACGUGCGGUUCCAGAGAGAUCCAGGCAAAAGGCAAGAUCCAGCGAGAACAACGCCGAACAAGAUUGGAGUUCUCUUUUUCAGACCAAGAAAAAAAAACAGAGUUCGAUUUCUUCGCCCUGCGCCGUCUUGGCGAACCCAUCGGUACCAUCGGAUAACGCCACCCUCUGCUGACGGUUUUUACGCGCAUUCCGUGGACGGGGGACCACAGCGACUCCAGCGAGUGACAGCUGUCGCGCGCCCCCAGGAACUUGGGAACCCCUGACGGGUACAGCAAGGCCGGGCCCAGAAAAGUCGUCCGUUCUUCAGGAACACGCAAACUCACGCCCGACUUCCGUUCCCGUCCCUUCCCGUAGAUCCUAUCCCAUAACAUCAGAGUAAGACCCCUUUUUCCCUACCUACCUACAUUGUUUCACUCUAUUACUAUUCUAAUGCUUCAUUCUGGUAUAUGAGGCUUCAUUCCCACCUUUUAUAAGCUCUUUGAUAUCCUCGUUGCGAGGUAGUCUGUAUCCCCCGUCGUCUUUUUGACUGUUUUGGUUCUUUCACCGCCCAAAAAAGUUAUAAGCGAGAAGCGAGACAAUCCCAUACCCAAAACAUCAAUCCCAGCCGAGACGUCGACCUCACUCUGCAGAGAGCAUUGCAUCCUGCGACCACAAUACAGCAACCAUGUCGGGCCGCACUCUCCCCACCCUCACCAUCGACGAGGUCGAGUCGCACAACUCGGCAAAGUCUUGCUAUGUCACCGUUGGCAGGAAUGUCUACGACGUGACCGACUUCCUCGACUCCCACCCCGGCGGUGCUGAUCUCGUCCUCGACUGGGCCGGCAAGGACAUUGGCGCCAUCCUCAAGGAUGAGGCAUCGCAUACUCACUCCGAGGCCGCAUACGAAGUCCUCGACGAGUCGCUGGUGGGAUAUCUUGCAUCAGGAAACGGCGCUGCGGCGAACGGGACGACGAAGGACGGCGAGAACGGAACAGAACAGCAAUGGGUUCAUCCUCGGACGGGUAUGUCCUGCGAAGAGGACCUCAGCAAGGACACCGACUACAACGCCGAUUACAAGACACAUAAGUUCCUCGACUUGAACAAGCCGCUGUUCAUGCAGAUCUGGAACGGUGGUUUCUCCAAGGAGUUCUACCUCGACCAGGUCCACCGCCCGCGCCACUACAAGGGAGGAGAGUCGGCGCCUUUGUUUGGCAACUUCCUUGAGCCUCUGUCCAAAACGCCGUGGUGGUUGAUCCCGCUAGUCUGGUGGCCGCCCAUCUCGUACGGUGUCUCCGUCGCAUUCCAGGGCUUUGGCAGUGUCGCUCCCGUGGCCGGCUAUUUCGGAUUUGGCCUCGCUUUCUGGACGUUGAUUGAGUACAUUUUGCAUCGCUUCCUGUUCCACCUUGAUUACUACCUCCCUGAUAACCGCGUCGGCAUCACCGCGCACUUCCUCCUUCACGGCAUUCACCACUACCUGCCCAUGGACAGGUACCGCCUCGUCAUGCCGCCCACCCUCUUUGUCGUCCUGGCCGCUCCCUUCUGGAAGUUUGCCCACGCCAUCCUGUUUUACAACUGGUACGCUGCCACUGCCGCCUUCUGCGGUGGUGUCUUUGGCUACACCCUUUACGACAUGACCCACUACUUCCUCCACCACCAGAACUUGCCCGCCUACUACAAGGAGCUCAAGAAGUACCACCUUGCCCACCACUUCCUCGACUACGAGAACGGCUUUGGCGUCACCAGCGCCUUCUGGGACAAGAUCUUUGGUACCGAGCUUGUGUACAACCCCAAGACGAACUAAGUACCACACCUUGGUGGACUUGGUUCGAAUAUAGAACUCUCUUCUUCACACACACAGCCCGACUAGACCUUUGCAAGGCGUCGUUGGGGUACAUACUUAUAUGAAACAACCAUAUUUUAAUGAAAGAAAGAAGGAAAAACAGAGUAUGUACAUAGAAUAGGAUGCAUGAAGUAUUGACGCCGCACGCAGGCACGGGGUGGGCAGGACAUCUCAAAUCACGGGUUAGGCAGCUGGGGAAACACAGACAAAAGUCAAUGGGAAGGGGUUUUUGCUUCGGUUUGGGCUGGUCGGCCGGUUGAUAGGUAAAGGGGAUGGGGCGUCUAGUAGCUGUUAGGUUUGGCUGGACUGGACUGCGGUGGCAGCAAGGGGGAAUUAUCAUGGGUAUAUGUUGCUUCUUUCUGGUCGUUGGUCAAUACCCCCUAAUGUUAAUAUGAAUGACUCGCAACUAAGGUUACUGGAAAUACGCCAUUCAAAGCAGUGUCUAUUAUGAGUGUUGAUAGUUGAUGCAUAUUGCUGUUGGCAGGUUCAGGGGUAGUUUGGUUGAGAAUGUGCACUUUGUUGGCUGGACUUAUCGCUACAGGAAAACUACCGAGCCUCACCGUG
Neurospora crassa OR74A is the source of this 2448-nucleotide messenger RNA. RefSeq names its product inositolphosphorylceramide-B C-26 hydroxylase. Gene Ontology annotation, molecular function: iron ion binding; fatty acid 2-hydroxylase activity; heme binding. Gene Ontology annotation, cellular component: membrane; endoplasmic reticulum. Bases 730 to 1845 code for a protein of 371 amino acids. The transcript has 2 exons. Lineage: Eukaryota; Fungi; Ascomycota; Sordariomycetes; Sordariales; Sordariaceae. Gene Ontology annotation, biological process: fatty acid metabolic process; lipid biosynthetic process. The record is from RefSeq and is a predicted model, not a curated record.